GUGCUGUCAAAGUAAUCUUACCUAAUUAUUUUUGGUUCAUUUUAACGUUCUUUUCAAUCGAAUAUCGAGUGAGAGAGGGUUAUUCUAUGUCAGCGUAAUGUGAGGAAAGAUAAGAAAUAUAGCAAUUAUUAUCUCAAGGAAUUUGAUUUAUAUCCAGGAAAAAUAACAAAAAUGAAAAUUUGGACGUCAGAACACACUUUCAACCACCCUUGGGAGACUGUAGCUCAAGCAGCAUGGCGAAAGUAUCCCAAUCCCAUGAAUCCAGCUGUCAUAGGAACUGAUGUUGUGGAAAGAAGAGUAGUGGAUGGUGUAUUACACACUCAUCGACUUGUUAGCUCCAAAUGGUUUUUCCCAAAAUGGGCUCAAGCGCUUAUAGGGACUGCUAAAAUAUGUUAUGCUAGUGAAAAAUCAGAGGUAGAUCCAACAAUACGAAAGAUGACCCUCAAAACUACAAACUUAUCUUUUUGUCGAUAUAUAGCUGUUGAUGAAACAGUCAGAUAUACACCUGACCCAACAGAUCCUUCCAAAACACUACUUAAACAAGAGGCUGUUGUAACUGUUCAAGGAGUGCCUCUUAGCAGUUACAUGGAAGAUUUGUUGACAAACAAGAUUUCUUUGAAUGCUGGCAAAGGCAGGCAAGCGAUUGAAUGGGUUAUAGGAAAGAUAGACUCUGAAAUUAAAGAACUUGCUACAUCAGCUUGCAAAAGCACAGAUGAAUUGCUAACGCAGACAAAGAAAUCUAUAGAUGGCAUCACUUCUACUGCCCGAAGAUCAAUGGAUGAUAUUUCGACAAAAGCAAAGAGAUCAUUGGAUGACAUAGAGAAAUUCACCAAAUCCAAUGCAAAUCAACGAAGCUGAAAAGAGGAGUGACUUCUGUGUUAAGUCUCAUGACAAUGUGUUGUCCUGGACAAAAUGUCAUCCCAUACUGUAUUACCUGAAUUGCUGUACUUUUUAAUGUGAGAAAUGUAAUAUUUAAUAGUUUAUUUAUAAUUAUUGUUAGCACAAUUGGUUUUUUUACAAUGUUUGUUAGAAUGGUGUAAUGAUGUUGUUUGAAAGUGUCCUGAAUUAUUAUGUAUAUCACAUGAUUCAAAUCAUCAUCAUUUUAACUAGCUACCCAAAAGAACACAAAAGCACCCAAUUAUAUAAAGAUG
Molecule: messenger RNA, 1151 nt
Organism: Chilo suppressalis (striped riceborer)
Lineage: Eukaryota; Metazoa; Arthropoda; Insecta; Lepidoptera; Crambidae
Source: the annotation of a GenBank genome assembly